This is a messenger RNA of Aspergillus aculeatus ATCC 16872, 1566 nucleotides long. RefSeq names its product glycosyltransferase family 69 protein. The record is from RefSeq and is a predicted model, not a curated record. Lineage: Eukaryota; Fungi; Ascomycota; Eurotiomycetes; Eurotiales; Aspergillaceae. The coding region runs from base 76 to 1407 and encodes 443 amino acids. The transcript has a single exon.
CUCUCUUCUCGCACGGCUUGAUUUUCGCCACCCAACAAUCUUCCCUCCCACCCUAUAUGCAUUCUUCCAGUUGAGAUGAACCUCCACCAGGUGCAAUGGCACCUUGCUCGAGCGGCCAUGCUGAUGGCCGCUCUGUGCCUCGUCCUCUACCUCUACGCAAACCGCAAUGGCGCCUCUAUGGCCAAUGACGGCCUGGUGGUCGACGAUGUCAAAGCCGUUGUUCCUGCCCUCUCCGCCUGCGACGAUUUCGACCCCGCCACCGUAUCGCUUGACCUCCACGGUACCUUGAACGCCAAAGCUUCAAUCAAUGGCAGCGCAGUCGACGACUUUGUGUGCUCGAUAGUGAAGCACAACAUGAAACAAACCGCCCAUCUCGAUUGUCCUCUCAACAUCAGCCUUCGUUAUGAUAGCCUCCGCGUGCAACCGAGCUGGGGUAGCGCCAACCCCAAGGUCAAAUACUUCUUCGCCCUCGACCUGUACCAAGCCGCCCACAUUCUCAUGCCCCUGAUGGGCGCGAUUCUGGAUACUAUGCGUUUCAUUGGGCCUCAGUACUGUGCUCUGUCCAUCGUUGAAGGUCGAUCCACUGAUGGCACGUACGAUAUUCUUGUCGCUCUGGAACGCGAGCUCGCUGCGAUGGGCGUGCGAUACUUUCUGGGAACAAACGACUUGAACCCCAAGGCGGAGGGCGAGGAUCGCAUCAAGGACCUGGCCAUUCUGCGCAAUCAAGCGAUUGCCCCGCUGGUCACUGCCGGCACGGGCAAGUUCAGCCCGUACGCCGCCGAUACGCUGAUUGUCUUCGUCAACGAUAUCGUCCUGUGCACGGAGGACCUUCUUGAGCUGAUCUACCAGCAUCAGAAUCAAGAUGCGCAGAUGACCUGCGCAUUCGACUGGAACGCGGGCGGUGGCUCCUUCUACGACUCCUGGGUGUCCCGUUCGAUGUCCGGUAACCUCUUCUUUGAGAUUACCCACGACGCACGGUACUGGAUCGCUAAGGAUAUGUUCUUUGAUGACAACUACAAUGCGGAGCGUUAUGGGCGAGGUCUCCCCGUGCAGGUCUACUCAUGCUGGGGCGGCAUGGUGACCCUCAACGCGGCGCCGUUUGUGCAGAAAUCCAUCACGUUCCGCAGCUCCGAACCAGGCGAGUGCUACAUGGGGGAGCCCAUGACGCUGGCCAAGGAUCUCUGGAGAGCGGGCUUGGGCAAGAUUCAGGCCGUAUCCAGCAUCAAUGUCGCCUACGAGUACAAGACGGCCCGCGAGGCGAAGGAGACCUACAAAUAUGUGCACCAGAUCAUUCGACGGGAGAAGUACACGAAGGGACCGGAACUGAUCGAGUGGCAGCCGGAGCCACCGCCGCGGGUCAAGUGCAUGCCCUGGUUUAAUAACCAAUAUUGGGUCGACCCGAUGUAAAUAGUAUCUGUGAUACCAAGCGUAUAUAUCUUUUUCUGCAUGUUCAGCUCCGCGUGAUUUUACGGCCACAACCAGGGCUUGCUACUGGCGCAGUAAUGAACUUUGUGCUAGUUGCUGCUCUGAAUUAUAGAUUUACAUACAAGAAAUCUGACUUUGCCC